AUGAGUCUCCGAACCCUUGCUCCUUGUGUCCUCUUGGUAGCUCUGUUCACUUCAAGCUUAACAAAUGCGUUCAACAUCACCAAGAUCCUUAGCAAUACCUCUGAUUUUGGUUCCUUUAAUAACCUUCUAUCGCAGAGUGGACUUGCUGAAACGAUCAAUAGCCGCUCAAGCCUUACAAUUCUUGCUUUGGAUAAUGGAGCUGUGGGAUCUCUUCAAGGCAAAUCUAAAGAUGAAGUUCAAAGAAUAUUGACGAACCAUGUUGUUCUUGAUUACAUAGACCAAAAUAAACUUAAAAAUCUACCAAAAAAGACAACAACUAUGACUACAUUGUUACAGACAUCUGGUGUAGCUCAACAGGGACAAGGGUUCUCGAAUGUUACAGUGUCAGGUAAUGAUAUUUUGUUCGGCUCAGAAGUGAAAGAUUCACCGCUUGCGGCUAGGUUUGUGAAAUCUGUAUAUGCCGAGCCAUACAAUAGUAGUCAAAGUAUUGUGGCGCCUGGAAUUGGUGCACCUGCACUGUAUACUACUCUUCCACCUCCUCCUCCCUCAAGAAAGGCACCGGCACCGUCUCCGAUGACUCGUAAGGUGCCACCCCCAGGGCCAGGGCCGGCUGAUUCUGGUGCUCCAUGUGCUUUGGGUUCGGGUGCUGCUGUUGCAGUUUUGAUGGGGUUGGUUUUGCAUUUUGUUGGACUUUAG
Pistacia vera is the source of this 696-nucleotide messenger RNA. RefSeq names its product fasciclin-like arabinogalactan protein 3. Gene Ontology annotation, cellular component: plasma membrane. Bases 1 to 696 code for a protein of 231 amino acids. The transcript has a single exon. The record is from RefSeq and is a predicted model, not a curated record. Lineage: Eukaryota; Viridiplantae; Streptophyta; Magnoliopsida; Sapindales; Anacardiaceae.